Molecule: messenger RNA, 1461 nt
Organism: Quercus robur (English oak)
Lineage: Eukaryota; Viridiplantae; Streptophyta; Magnoliopsida; Fagales; Fagaceae
Product: cyclin-A3-2-like
Exons: 8
Biological process (GO): mitotic cell cycle phase transition; regulation of cyclin-dependent protein serine/threonine kinase activity
Cellular component (GO): nucleus; cytoplasm; cyclin-dependent protein kinase holoenzyme complex
Molecular function (GO): cyclin-dependent protein serine/threonine kinase regulator activity
Source: RefSeq, a predicted model, not a curated record
UAUAAGAGCAUUUGCCCGAUUAAAAUAAUCACUCCUUCCCCUUUUUUUUCAUUCUUUUAUUUUCUAUCUCCUUCAGUCCUUCACCGUCGCUCUCAAGCUUCUUCUCCCUCACUCUCAUCUCCCAAAUCACUCCUGCCUCACUCAUCACCGUCGCCGCCACAGACCAGCCCAGCCCACGCCGUCCCUCGCCGUCCCAGCCCAGCCCAGCCCACACCGUCCCAGCCGCAUCUCCCUCACUCCUCUCUCUCACCCAUCGCACUCAUCUCUCUCACCCAUCGCCGUCCCAGACCAGCCCUCGCCAACGCCGUCCGUCGCCGUCCAGCCCAAACCAGCCCACGCCGUCGCCGUCCCAGACCAGCCCAGCCCACGCCGUCCGUCGCCGCAUCUCCCUCACUCAUCUCCCUCACUCAUCGCACUCCAGCUCAUCUCCCUCACUCAUCACCGUCGCCGUCCGUCGCCGUCGCAAGCUCUCCACGCCAUCGCCAUCCAAGCCCAGCCCACGCCGUCGCCGUCGCCGUCCCAGCCGAUCCACUUCAGGUGGCUGAAAAGUAUAGGCUUGUACCUGACACAUUAUAUUUGACCAUAAACUACAUAGACUGGUAUCUUUCAGGGAAUUUGAUGAAUAGACAACGGUUACAGUUACUUGGUGCCGCGUGCAUGAUGAUUGCCUCCAAAUAUGAGGAGAUUUGUGCACCCCAGAUAGAAGAGUUCUGUAACAUAACUGAUAACACAUAUUUCAAGGAAGAGGUUUUGCAAAUGGAAUCUGCAGUUUUGAACUACUUGAAGUUUGAAAUGACAGCACCAACAGCUAAAUGUUUCUUAAGGUGAUUUGUUCGUGCUGCUCAAGGAAUAAAUGAGUUGGAGUACAGUAUGCUUUGCUAUGCUCCAUCACUUAUAGCUGCUUCGGCAAUUUUCUUGGCCAAUUAUUUUCUUUUCCCUUUAAAGAGACCAUGGAAUUCGACCUUGCAGCAUUACACACUUUACCAGCCUUCUGAUUUGUGUGACUGUGUCAAGGAUCUCCAUCGCCUGUGCUGCGAUAGCCAUAAUUCUAGUUUACCUGCAUACUUAUCAAAAAAAAAAAUUUCUAGUUUACCUGCUAUCAGGGAGAAAUACAGUCAGCAUAAGAACAAAUAUGUGGCGAAGAAGUAUUGCCCCCCUACAAUACCUCCAGAGUUUUUCCACAGUUUAAGUCACUAGACAUUUGGAUUCCUGGUCCAAUGCUUCAGUUGGAUAUAGACUUGACAUCAGUUCACGGAUACUAGCAGCUAGUUGGUUCCAAGCAAUGGAAUUUUUUUUCUUUUUCUUUUCUUCCGCCAUUUUGUAUAUUGUCUUCUUUUUCAUGAUUUCAUUGUUAAUGUGUACGUUGGUAUUUUGUGCAUACUGUUGGGGGUUCUGCUGAUUCCACUGAUUCAGUGAAAUGUAAACUCCAAAUGUUGUAUGAUAUGCCUUCUUUCUUUCCCA